UUAAGCGCCGAAAUGUAGAUGCUUUUUCCUACAUCUUAACUCAGCCGGUUCCCCAGGAGAGCAGCGUCUGGAACCGCUGGCUGCGGGGGAGGAGUCUGAGCUAACUGGAGGAUUUCAAUGGACACAAGCCCCUUGGGAAACCUCCAAUUUCCCUUCUCCCCUGUCAGGCUGCAGAACCACGUCCCGUUUGGCUGGAGCUCGUCCCAUCCUGCCAGGUGCUGGGGAAGGGACAUGGCUGCCGCGGAGCCGGUGACCUUCGAGGAGGUGGCUGUGUGUUUCUCCAAGGAGGAAUGGGCCCUGCUGGCCCCGGGUCAGAGAGCCCUCUACAGGGACGUCAUGCAGGAGAAUUACGAGACCGUGACCUGGCUGGGAUUUCCAGUUUCCAAACCAGACCUCAUCUCCUGGCUGGAAGGAGGGGAGGAGCCGUGGGUCCCUGAUCUCCAGGGCUGUGAGGAAAGGGAGAUCCCAAGUGAUGCCCACACAGCAGGUGAUGGGACGGUGAGUGAGAACGAGGAGGAGAAUCCUCAGCAGGAAGAUCUUGAGCGAGUGGAACCACAGGGGACGGUAUCGGGAAGAGGUGAAGGGGACGUUUCCCAGAGUCUCAAGCAGGGAGAAACCCGUGAGAGUGAGAGCAGUGCGGAGAGGCAGCAGGGAAACCACUUGGAGGAGACACUGGUUAAAUCCACUCACAGCAGAAGAGGAGUGAAGAAAGUCAAAGAAACUGUUCAACAGAGAAUCCACGCUGGAGAGAGACCCUAUGUGUGCGAUGACUGUGGGAAAAGCGUCCGGUACAGAUCAGAGCUUAUUAGACAUCAGAGAGUCCACACGUGCGAAAGACCUUACAAGUGUCCAGACUGUGGGAAAAGCUACAGACAUAGGUCAACCCUUAGUGGGCAUCGUACGCUGCACACAGGAGAGAAGCCCUAUAAGUGCCCUGACUGCGGGAAAAGCUUUGGUCAGCGCUCACUCCUUAUUCAACAUCAGAGACUCCACAGAGGGGAGAAACCCUACAAAUGCAAUGCGUGCGGGAAAAGCUUCAGUCGGAACUCAAACCUCCUAUCACAUCACAGAACUCACACAGGAGAGAAACCCUUUAACUGCCCUGACUGUGGGGAAAGCUUCAGAUACUGGUCAACCCUUUUCAAGCAUCAGAGAAUCCACACAGGAGAGAAGCCCUAUAACUGCCCUGACUGUGGGAAAAGCUUUGCUCAGCGCUCAGCCCUUAAUAAACAUCAGCGACUCCACAAAGGGGAGAAACCCUACAAAUGCAGUGAGUGCGGGAAAAACAUCAGUCGGAAACACCUCCGAUCACAUCAGAGAAUCCACACAGGAGAGAAGCCCUAUAAGUGCGCUGAGUGUGGGAAAAGCUUCAGGAACAGCUCAAUCCUUAUUCUCCAUCACAGAAUCCACACGGGAGAGAGACCCUAUGAAUGUAGCGAGUGCAGGAAACGCUUCCGUCAGAAGAACGCCCUUCUAUCACAUCAGAGAACCCACACAGGAGAGAGACCCUAUGAAUGUCUUGAGUGCGAAAAAAGCUUUAGGAACAAGGCACACCUUAUUAGACAUCAGAGAACCCACACAGCAGAGCGACCCUAUGAAUGCCUGGAGUGUGGGAAAAGCUUCCGUGAGAAUUCACAAUUUCUAUCACAUCAGAGAAUCCACACAGGAGAGAGACCCUAUAUCUGCCCUGACUGUGGGAAAAGCUUCAGGCAGAACUCACACCUCCUAUUACAUCAGAGAAUCCACACAGGAGAGAAACCCUAUAACAGCUCUGACUGUGGGAAAAGCUUUGGUCAGCGCUCACCUGUUUUUGAACAUCAGGGACUCUACAUGGGAGAGAAACCCUACAAAUGCAGUGAGUGUGGGAAAAGCUUCACUCGGAAGUAUUCCCUUCUCUUACAUCAGAGAACCCACACUGGAGAGAGACCCUAUAACUGCCCUGUCUGUGGGAAAAAUUUCUAUGAGAGAACAGCCCUUAUUCAACAUCAGAGAAUCCACACAGGAGAGAAACCCUACAAAUGCAAUGAGUGUGGGAAAAGCUUCUGUCGGAACACAUACCUCCUAUCACAUCAGAGAAUCCACACAAGGGAGAAACCCUAUAACUGCUCUGACUUUGGGAAAAAAUUCAAUCAGAGCUCGGCUCUUAUUGAACAUCAGAGACUCCACAUGGGAGAGAAACCCUACAAAUGCAGUGAGUGUGGGAAAAGCUUCACGCGGAAGUAUUCCCUUCUCUUACAUCAGAGAACCCACACGGGAGAGAGACCCUAUAACUGCCCUGUCUGCGGGAAAAGUUUCUAUGAGAGAACAGCCCUUAUUGAACAUCAGAGACUCCACAUGGGAGAGAAACCCUACAAAUGCAGUGAGUGUGGGAAAAGCUUCACGCGGAAGUAUUCCCUUCUCUUACAUCAGAGAACCCACACGGGAGAGAGACCCUAUAACUGCCCUGUCUGCGGGAAAAGUUUCUAUGAGAGAACAGCCCUUAUUCAACAUCAGAGAAUCCACAUGGGAGAGAAACGCUAUGAAUGCAGUGAGUGUGGGAAAAGCUUCACACGGAAGUAUACCCUUCUCUUACAUCAGAGAAUCCACACAGGAGAGAAACCCUAGAAAUGCAAUGAAUGUGGGAAAAGCUUCCAUCAGAACGCACACCUCAUAUCACAUUAGAGAAUCCACACAGGGGAGAAACCCUAUAAUUGCCCCAUCUGUGGGAAAAGCUUCAGCCAGAGCUCACACCUAUUACAUCAGAGA
Molecule: messenger RNA, 2745 nt
Organism: Mauremys mutica (yellowpond turtle)
Lineage: Eukaryota; Metazoa; Chordata; Testudines; Geoemydidae
Product: zinc finger protein 436-like
Exons: 3
Coding region: 118-2604 (828 amino acids)
Biological process (GO): regulation of transcription by RNA polymerase II
Molecular function (GO): RNA polymerase II cis-regulatory region sequence-specific DNA binding; DNA-binding transcription factor activity, RNA polymerase II-specific
Source: RefSeq, a predicted model, not a curated record